AUGCAUGAGAACGUCUCUGAUGUCUUUCUAAUGGGAUUUCCAAAUCUUCACAGCUUUAAAAGUUUGUUGUUCUUAUUUCUGCUCCCUAUUUACUGUGUCACAAUAUGCGGUAAUAUUAUCAUUAUAACUUUAGUUUCAGUGAGCAACAACCUUCACUCUCCAAUGUAUUUCUUCAUCACACAAGUGUCUGUACUGGACAUUCUAAUGACAACGGACAUUCUUCCUAACUUGCUUCACAUUGUCCUGCAUGAUGGUGGCUUAUUGUCUCUUGCUGCCUGUUUAUCACAGCUGUAUGUGGUUGAUAAUACAGUGUCAUCAGAGUGUCUCAUCCUAGCGCUGAUGUCUUAUGACCGAUAUCUGGCUAUAUGUAACCCAUUGCGAUAUAACACUAUAAUCAACAAAGCAUUUUGUGUGAAAUCUGUCAUUGCAUCAUGGUCAUUAGGUAUCUUAUUGAUUACAAUAAAUGAAAUAGAUAUAUUCAAAUUAGACUUUUGUGGACCACAUGUUAUUGACCAUAUCUUCUGUGAUUUUCAUCCCGUCAUUGAGCUUUCUUGUUCAGAUACAUCACUUAUAAAACUCAGGGGAUCUUUAUUUGGCAUUAUUAUUGUCAUCUGUCCAUUCAUAAUGAUCAUUGUUUCUUAUGUGUUCAUCAUCACCACCAUCCUAAACAUCCGCUCCAUCAGUGGGAAACAGAAAGCCUUCUCCACCUGCAGCUCCCACCUGACUGUUGUGUGCAUGUUUUUUGGGACUCUCUUUUCUGUGUAUAUGGUUCCAACCAAAGGACAAUUACUGGAUGCCAGCAAGGCAUUAUCGUUGCUUUAUACUGUGGUGACCCCAUUGCUUAAUCCAUUCAUAUACAGUCUGCGGAAUAAAGACUUUAAGGAAGCUUUUGAAAAAUUAAAAUAUAAAUGUCAUCUUUUUUUUAAUAAAUCAGGUACAUUUAAUGAUAAAUAA
Pseudophryne corroboree (corroboree frog) is the source of this 954-nucleotide messenger RNA. Its product is annotated as olfactory receptor 11L1-like. Lineage: Eukaryota; Metazoa; Chordata; Amphibia; Anura; Myobatrachidae. The record is from RefSeq and is a predicted model, not a curated record. Gene Ontology annotation, biological process: G protein-coupled receptor signaling pathway. The coding region runs from base 1 to 954 and encodes 317 amino acids. Gene Ontology annotation, cellular component: membrane. Gene Ontology annotation, molecular function: G protein-coupled receptor activity; olfactory receptor activity. The transcript has a single exon.